CCCUCCUUACUACUACCUUAGACUAGAAGUACCAUAGGCGGGAUUUGGUCGCCUUUUUCGAGCCUAAAUUCUUAAAAUUAACAGUUAGCACCACUGUUGCAUCUACAGAUUUAAAACAGUCUUCAUAAGGGACAUCUGUAAGUCGAAUCAGAGCUAAAGGAGGGCCUGCUUCCCCUCAGACUCACAUAGAGGCCAUCAUGAAGCUGACGGACAAUGUGCUGCGGAGCUUCAGAGUGGCUAAGGUGUUUCGAGAAAACUCGGACAAAAUUAACUGCUUCGAUUUCAGUUCUAAUGGAGAAACAAUUAUUUCCAGCAGCGACGACGAUUCAUUAGUUUUGUACGACUGCCAAGAGGGAAAACCCAAAAGGACCCUGUACAGUAAAAAGUAUGGAGUGGAUCUGAUCAGGUACACGCAUGCUGCCAACACUGUGGUCUACAGUUCCAACAAAAUCGAUGAUACUAUCCGGUACCUGUCACUUCAUGACAACAAAUACAUUCGCUACUUUCCUGGGCAUAACAAAAGAGUGACGUCUUUGUCCAUGUCUCCUGUGGAUGACACAUUUAUUUCUGGUUCAUUAGAUAAAACAAUCAGACUCUGGGACUUGCGGUCUCCUAACUGCCAGGGUCUGAUGCACCUGCAGGGGAAGCCAGUUUGCUCCUUUGACCCAGAGGGUCUUAUUUUUGCUGCAGGAAUAAAUUCAGAGAUGGUUAAACUUUAUGAUCUGCGUUCAUUUGAUAAGGGUCCCUUUGCAACCUUCAAGCUCCAGUAUGACCGGACAUGCGAGUGGACGGGACUCAAGUUUAGCAAUGAUGGGAAACUCAUCCUUGUUUCAACUAACGGAGGAGCCCUUCGCAUCUUAGAUGCUUUUAAGGGCGCAGUACUACAUUCCUUUGGGGGCUACAACAACAGUAAGGCUGUGACACUGGAGGCAUCAUUCACCCCAGACUCUCAGUUUGUCAUGAUCGGUUCUGAAGAUGGGAAAAUUCAUGUGUGGAACGCAGAGAGUGGUAUGAAAGUGGCUUUACUAGAUGGAAAACACACAGGGCCAAUCACCUGUCUGCAGUUUAACCCAAAGUUCAUGACGUUUGCCAGUGCCUGCUCCAACAUGGCGUUCUGGCUUCCCACCAUCGACGACUAAUGAAGUUAGCAAGGCUUCUGUUGUAAAGAGUAAAAGUGACCAGCAGGGGGCAGCUGUGUGUAAAUUUCACUGGAACUACGGCCCAUGAAAUACCAAUUGUAAAUAAGUAGUCCGCACAAAUACAUCAUUUGUCUAUAAUUUUUUUAUAUUUCUAUUUAAUAUUAAACCGUUUCUUUGUAA
Molecule: messenger RNA, 1319 nt
Organism: Cheilinus undulatus (humphead wrasse)
Lineage: Eukaryota; Metazoa; Chordata; Actinopteri; Labriformes; Labridae
Gene: wdr82
Product: WD repeat domain 82
Exons: 9
Coding region: 198-1139 (313 amino acids)
Cellular component (GO): Set1C/COMPASS complex
Molecular function (GO): protein binding; chromatin binding
Source: RefSeq, a predicted model, not a curated record